Messenger RNA from Rotaria sp. Silwood2, 840 nucleotides. The record is from the annotation of a GenBank genome assembly. Lineage: Eukaryota; Metazoa; Rotifera; Eurotatoria; Philodinida; Philodinidae.
AUGAAUUCACGCGAGUAUCAGCAACCAUCCUCUCCUCCGCCGCCUUAUUAUCCCACUGUCAAUGAUAAUCAACAGAAACAUCGUUCUGACAGCUCUUCAAAUCAAAAUUAUUCUGAAUCACGACAAGAGCACAUACCUGAGUUCGAUGAGUUUAUCAAUCGCUAUGAAAUUAAUCCAAGUUUUGCUGAAAAAUUAUAUGGACUAAGAGGUUACGAGAUCGUUUUUAUCUGUGAUGAUUCAGGUUCGAUGAGCGCGCCAGUCGGAGAAGUUACUAAUCCACGUGAAAAACAAAGGACACGUUGGGAUGAACUAAAACAAACAGUAUCGAUUGUUGUCGAUCUCGCUAGUAUUCUUGAUCCUGAUGGUGUUGACGUCUACUUUCUCAAUCGUGAGCCUAUGUUACAUGUGCACAUCCAUUUGUUUUUUUCAUGUUCAACGCCGAUUGUACCCGUUCUUCGACAAGUACUUAAAGACAAGCGUAACCAUAUUUAUGAGCGCAAGUUGCUCAUUCUCAUAGCAACUGACGGUAUACCAACAGACGAUAAAGAACGUACGGAUAUUCAUACACUUGAACAUGUUCUCAAAAAUGAACGCACACCUACUAAUCAAAUUCCAGUUACAAUCAUUGCGUGUACAGACGAUGAACAAUGUAUAGGAUAUUUGAACGGUUGGGAUAAAAAGAUUCCGAAUCUUGAUGUUGUCGACGAUUAUCGAAGUGAAAGAAACGAAAUUCAAGCCUAUCGUGGCAAACAUUUACCGUUCAGUUUUGGUGAUUACAUAGUUAAAAUUCUAAUGGGAAGUAUAGACAGUUGGUUUGAUAAUUGGGAUGAAAAACAAUAG